AUGGCUGCCCAGUCUAGGGCACUCGCUGUGCCAGAGAUCCUCACUUUGGUCUUACAAGAACUAGACAUGCAUACACUGCUAGUUUCUGCCCAGCGAGUCUCUCGGAUGUGGAGAACUGUCAUUAAAGAAACUCCCUCACUGCAGGCGAAAUUAUUCCUUGCCCCAAUCAGCCCAAAAGACAACAAUCCCGCGCCGAUAUUCAACCCGCUUCUAGCGACUAAGUUUCCCACAUUAAUCCCAAAAACCAACCGAACGAUCAACCAGCCAACAGAGUUUGUUGAUCUGACAACCAUUGAUAUUGCUCUUCAUCCCCUAAAAGAGUUUGCAUAUCUUCGUCCUGAAGCAAGUUGGCGCCACAUGUUGACCCAACAACCGCCGGCAUUUACACUUGCUUCUAUAACGAGGAGUGUGAACGCUGAAGGAGUGAGUCUCAAGAGAUCACGAGGGCCUCGCCAAGAUGAGGGGUUACGUAUGGGUACUCUCUUUCAAUGGGUUCUAUCCCUUCCAGGUCAUCUCUUCGCCAUUGGCGUGACCAUCUUCUUCGGAGGGCCGUCGCCUGUGAAUACCAAUACACCAUUUUUCAACUCAGGUGGCUUUUGGGCAGAUUUGUAUCAAGAUAUUGUCGCUAAGCAUGAUGUUAUUUUGUCGGUGGAUAUGGGAAGCAUUUCGGAUAUAUCUAAUGAGGAUCAGAGAUAUAAGACCAGCGAGGACGCGGAAACAAGGAAUUAUCUCUACGGCGCUCUUCAAAUGGCAGACUUGUUUACAUCUGAUUUGUCAUUUGAAGAAUACGAGUCGUGA
Penicillium waksmanii is the source of this 798-nucleotide messenger RNA. RefSeq lists its product as uncharacterized. The record is from RefSeq and is a predicted model, not a curated record. Gene Ontology annotation, molecular function: protein binding. NCBI's taxonomy places the organism in Eukaryota, Fungi, Ascomycota, Eurotiomycetes, Eurotiales, Aspergillaceae. Bases 1 to 798 code for a protein of 265 amino acids. The transcript has a single exon.